AUGGCAAACAAGUACUGUCUAGAAAAGUGCAUAGGGAGAGGCAACUUUGGAGAUGUCUAUAAGGCUGCAUGCAAACGCUCGGGCAAGGUUGUUGCCGUUAAAGUGGUCAACCUUGAUGAAUCGUUGGAAGAUAUGUUCUUCAUGGUGCAAGAGAUUCAAUUUUUGUCAUUGAUGCGUUCACCUUAUAUUGUGCAAUACUUGGAAUCGUUUGUAGAAAACUCCAAUAUGUGGAUUAUCAUGGAGUAUUGUGGCGGCGGUUCUGUCGCCGAUGUGUUGAGGUAUUGCAAAAAAUUUGAUGAGAACAUUGCUGCGUAUAUCAUCAAAUAUGUCCUUCUUGGCCUCAGUUACCUCCACAAGCAAAAGACCGUACACAGAGAUGUCAAGCUGGCCAAUGUAUUGGUGACAACUGACGGGACGAUCAAGUUGGCUGAUUUUGGAGUCAGUGGAGAAAUGUCGUUUACCACCAACAAAAGAAGCACUUUUGUGGGAACCCCGUACUGGAUGGCACCAGAAGUGAUUGUGCAUUCGAAGCUGGGCUACAACGAAAAGGCAGAUAUCUGGUCUACCGGCAUCACCACCAUUGAACUUAUCAAGGGUGAUCCCCCUUUAGCCGAUUACGAUCCCAUGAAGAUUUUAUUCAAAAUACCAAAACAGGAACCUCCGUUAUUGACGGGUGAUAAGUAUAGCGAUGAGCUCAAGGGUUUCUUGGAGAAAUGUCUAGUGAAGAAUCCACGCAAGCGGUCCAGUAGCACUGAAUUAUUGGACCAUCCAUUUAUUGGUAUUGCUGCGGAACAGCAGGAUUUUUGCAAACUUCUCCGAAGACGACGCACCAGUUUCUUGGAUAAAUACAGAAGGCGGCCCCGAAACCCCAUUAAAAGUGAUACUGGAGCUGGGCCCUUGAUCAAUUGGGACUUUCUGUCCGAUGGUAUUCACGCCAAUGCAUUGAGCGAUGCUCGUCUGUCGCCUGAAGGCAGCGGAGGGCUUCUGUCCCAGAACACCCCCGAGACAGCAGCAACUACUCCCGCAUCUGGUCGGUUGGUAGUUUUGGAUAAUUAUGGUGAUUUGGUACAUCUUUGUCUUGAAAGAGUCAAGGCACGGGCAAGCCUGAUCACUAUUGGCCAGUCGUUGGACCCAUUAGAAACGCUAAUCAAGGAGAUCGAAGACAAGCACCCUGGAUUCUGUCGGGCUAUGGUGAUGGAAAUUGUCCAUGUGUACUCCAAGGUGCAUCAUCGUAAGAGUGAAUAG
Molecule: messenger RNA, 1245 nt
Organism: Meyerozyma guilliermondii ATCC 6260
Lineage: Eukaryota; Fungi; Ascomycota; Pichiomycetes; Serinales; Debaryomycetaceae
Product: putative serine/threonine protein kinase
Exons: 1
Coding region: 1-1245 (414 amino acids)
Biological process (GO): protein phosphorylation
Molecular function (GO): protein kinase activity; ATP binding
Source: RefSeq, a predicted model, not a curated record